Molecule: messenger RNA, 2613 nt
Organism: Botrytis cinerea B05.10
Lineage: Eukaryota; Fungi; Ascomycota; Leotiomycetes; Helotiales; Sclerotiniaceae
Gene: Bcap3
Product: Bcap3
Exons: 3
Coding region: 722-2329 (535 amino acids)
Biological process (GO): proteolysis
Molecular function (GO): aspartic-type endopeptidase activity
Source: RefSeq, a predicted model, not a curated record
GGAUACUUUGCAUCUACCUGCCUACCUGCAUACAUAAAAGAGGUAAGAAUUGUAUUGCACAACCCAAUGAGAGAGAUUGUAUCGUAUAGAACGGUUUUUCGACGACACGGAUCCUUUUGUGAACUCUAGAUUUCCUUACCAAUCGAUUUCAUUAAUCUUACCAUCCAUCCAUCCAUCCACCCAUCUAUUCGAUUUCAAUACAUACACAAGCGACAUUACCAAUAUUCCAAGAUCUUCUCCGGGGCUGCAGUUUUCCCUUUCCCUUUCCCUCUCUCUUUCUCUUUCCCUUCCCGAGCUGCCCCAUCCCGUUUGACUUUGCGCUAAACAAGGACUUUGGGUUGAAUUAACCUUGAUUUAAGGAACGAAAGCUAUCACAGCUAUCAAAGCUUACUUUGCUAGCGACCUAGGUGGAGGAUAGCGCUGCCGUCUCAACCUAGUUUCGCUCAAAUGCUCCAAUCACGAUAGAGGGACAAGGAAGCCACGGUGCAAUCAAAGGUACUAUUCUUCUCCACAUCGCCAUCAGCCACUGUGCCGGGCGAAAUAAAUACGAUUCACUCAUUUCCAGCCUCAAGUUUCCUUCUUUCCUUUGGCUAUUCACGAACUUACCUUUCCUCUUCCUUCUUUUUCUCCUUCUCCUCCUUCUCCCUCUCCUCCUUCUCCUCGACCUCCUACACUUUCUCUUCCGCCAUCCUCUAUCGAUAUCACCUAAAAAACGGCAAACAUGGCGGGAUCUACAAUAAUGACAACCUUACUGCUGAGCUCCUCGCUUUUGAGCUCUGCAGGCGCAAACACCGUUCAAAUGUCAAUCGCCAAAAACCAUGCCAAUGAAGCAGAACAAUUACAAAGGCGCCAGCAACACCUCCAGCGACGAGGUAUGGGAGAGGCGAUGCGCGUUGAAGAAAGGGCAGAUACAGUCACGGCGAAUUUAGGAAAUGCUGUGACCAGUGGAUUAUAUUAUGCAAAUGUUACAGUGGGGACACCGGCACAGGCGCUGAGUUUACAAAUCGAUACGGGUAGUUCUGAUGUUUGGGUACCAAGUUCGAGCGCGAGCAUUUGUGAGGAUACCAGAGAUGGGGGGUGUCCGGGUGGGAGUUUUGAUUUUUCUGCGUCCAAGACUUUUCUCGACGUAGAUCAAGAUGCUUUCAACAUUUCAUAUGUAGAUGGAACUGGGUCCACUGGAGACUAUUUCCAGGAUACAUUCUCAAUUGGUGGAGCAACUGUCAAAGGUUUCACGAUGGGUUUGGCUACAGAUACUUCUAUCCCGAUUGGAAUUAUGGGCAUUGGAUACAAUAGCUCCGAGGCAAACAUUCAGACUGGAAAUGGGACUACGUACCCAAAUUUACCGAAUGUAAUGGUCUCUUCAGGAUUGAUCAAAACAAAUGCCUAUAGCUUGUGGUUGGAUGAUUUACAAUCCAGUACAGGCUCAAUAUUGUUCGGCGGUAUUGAUACAGAGAAAUACAUUGGCGAUUUAGUCACAGUCGAUGUCUACCCAAGUUCUCGCGAAGGAUCAGUAACAUCCUUCACUGUAGCUUGGACUUCUCUCUCGGUCCAGUCCUCGUCUGGAACUGAUCAAUUGACCCCUACCGAUUUUGCUCGCCCAGCAAUCCUCGAUUCUGGAACCACGAUUACCCUUCUGCCCGAUGACGUUGCCGCUCUUGUUUUUGAGGAGCUCGGAGCAACAGUCUCUCAACAAAUUGGUGCGGUAGUAGUUCCAUGUGCUCUAGCCAAGAAGAAUGGUACCAUAAACUACGGUUUUGGGGGAGUGGGUGGCCCCACCAUCAAGGUGGAUGUAUCACAACUCGUAUUGCCUCUUACCACAACCGAUGGGCGUACACCAACUUACAAUAAUGGUGACCCAGCUUGUCAACUUGGUAUUCAGGCAGCUGGUUCGAACCCCACGCUUUUCGGCGAUACGUUCUUGAGAUCAGCAUACGCUGUCUACGAUCUCGACAAUAACAGAAUUGGACUUGCGCAAACCAACUUUGACGCUACUGGAUCCAAUAUCGUACCAUUCGCAAGCGCAGGUGCAGCUAUCCCAAGUGCAUCGAGUGCACCAAACGAAGAAGCUGUUACACAAACAGCCUCUGGAGUCCCAAGAGUUGGUGUAACACCUACUGCGACGGGAACUGGUCAGGCAACUUACAACCCCACUGCCACAGGCUUUAAUGCCGAAGAAGGAUUUACUUCAACGGCAUCAGCAACCAGCUCUUCGAAAAAGUCUGCAGGGUCAGGAGGUCCUGCACCAUUUGAAUGGGCUAGAGUUUUCGUUGGUGGCUUUGCUACAACAAUGGUUGCUGUUGGGGGUGGUAUCUUUACUCUUCUAAUUUGAUAAAGUUUGGAUGAUAGAACAAACAGCGGAGGCAAUACAUAAACAAAAUACAUUGUAUAUUAUACACUUACACAGCCUUGUGUAAUUUUACGAAGCAAUACGAAAGGGAUAUCAUAUUUGGCGCAACGAGUCUGUUUUUUUUUGGAAGCGAUGACAUUGAUGGAUGGAUAUAUGUGCUCGGGUGGUUUAUAUUGAGCAUAGAAGGAGACGUAUUUAGUUGAACAGGAAGACGAAAUAUGGAUAAAGAAACAUGCCCUUCAAACAUCAGUUCAAAUGUACUUGCA